Molecule: messenger RNA, 1494 nt
Organism: Porites evermanni
Lineage: Eukaryota; Metazoa; Cnidaria; Anthozoa; Scleractinia; Poritidae
Source: the annotation of a GenBank genome assembly
AUGCAGGGUUCAUCGAAGAGGCUAAGGUAACGAAAUAUUUAUUUGCCGGCCCACUUACUCUGAAAUUUUAUAAAUCAAAGAUGAAAACAAAUUUUGUCAGCAAAGCUCCAUACUGACUUUCGGUGAAUUUUGGUUUAGAAACAAUGAUUUUCACCGAUAACUAAACCGCCAAUAAAGUCAUGCUAAGAGAUAAUUUUGAGGACUAAGACGGACUAAGACGGACGCUUGAUCAUGAAAGAAAAAUAUUUUGCAACAGAUAAUAAAGGGAUACAAUGGUAAGCCUGGUUACUCGAUGCGAGUCCGAAAAUCAUUGUAAUGUUUUAAGCUGCAAGAACAAGACUUAAAUAUUUCAAAUGCAGAAUCGAUGUUAAUUUUUGCCCAAGAGAACAAGUCGUACUUUAAGGGUUUAGGGUUAGGGUUAGGGUUAGGGUUAGAUGGCGAUUUUAUCAAAAGUUCAUUAAAAAAUUUGCAUUUCUCUCAAUGUAAAAAAAAAAUAGAAAUGUGGUGAUUUCACCUACUUAACCUUUCUAAGCCUAUGUGCAGUGAAACUCCGUUAAUGCGACCACCGUCUGGCCACGGAGUAUAACGACUUGGUCGUAUAUACGGGUUUUCAAGAUAGUCGUUAAAAGUGGCCCCCUCACAAGUGUUUCGUGCUCACUCGUCUUUGCACCGUCGUCCCCACUAUCUGAAUAGCCUGCAUAACAGGCGCUUUAAUUUAUGAGCCAAGCGAGGCGAACGCGGCAUUGCGCGAAGCGAUAAACGAGCGGGAGGCCCGAGACGAGGGAAGAAAAUCGUCUCGCGAUUCGCGCAAAAUGCUGCGUUCGCCACGCUUGGCUCGUAAAGGACAUAAAGCGCCUGUUACGCAGGCAAGGCAGGAUUCCACUGUAAAAUAAAUAACUUAGUUUUGUUAGUUUGUUUGUUUUUUGAGAACUUCCACGACAUUUGUUUUUACGGACUGAGUGCUCUUACGAAGUAUAUUAGAACAUAUAUUUUGUGGUUUAAUUUUAUCCUUGGUUUAAAUUUUAUUUUCCUUUAUUUCAAAAUCAUUAUCAUCCAUUACCAAACAGUGACGGAUCCAAGACCUUCAGAUAAGCGGGGGGGCGGUCACAAAAAUAUAUUUUUUCUGCCCUUCGGGCCUCAGUUUGGGUUAAAAAUAAGGGGGGGCCCAAGGAUACAAUUGAACCACACACGCAACAUAUACAUGACGUUCUUACAAGCAAAUCUUUUUGUAUAUGAUUUGUGCCGUUUACCUUUGUCCGCAGAAACAUGCAGUUUACAACCAAAGAUGCCGACAACGAUCAGAACAACGGCAACUGCGCUGUGUUAUUCAGGGGAGCGUGGUGGUAUAAGUCUUGUUCUUGGGCAAAUCUCAAUGGAUUGUAUUAUGGUGGACCCUAUAGCAGUCAAGAAAGCGACGGAGCAAAAUGGAAAACGUUUAAAGGACACUUUUAUUCUUUAAAACGUACUGAGAUGAAGUUAAAACCCAAGCCGUAA